AAUGUCAUUUUAUGGAAAAGGUUUGCAUUGCAUUUUGAAGUAAUUUUUUGUAAUUUUUAAAGCGUUUGUUAUGUAUCGCAAUUAAGACUUACGCCGAUAAUAACGAUGACAAUCAGUAAUCUUACUUAAAUUGUAAUUCACGUUCAAAUUCAAUUUUUAAAUGUGAUGGAAAGGCCAAGCAACAGCGGUGACAUGAGCCGAAGAGUCGGAGAAAUUGUCAGGCGAAUAAACAGAUUCACAGACGGCCCGCUGACCAGAAAGAAACUGGUGUUGAUAGUCCUAGUGGUUGUGUUUUUAGUACUUUAUAUCGGACCAACGUUGUGGAACUCUCUAUUCAAUACCGAAGGUUCUGUUACGAGUCAUCAGAACGUAUGUCAUAGAAACUUCAUUAAUACUUAUCAGGAUGCAAUAAACGAUUACGACGCUUAUUUGCGGCUGGAGUCGUCGGCGACGUUAUCGACGCUGAGCCACAACUACGUGCCUUAUAUUGGAAAUGGGCUGGUGGGUAUGUCGCUAGAACACGACGCUCAUAUCAACAUCAAACACGGUCGUACACUAUCGCUACCCGUGUUCUACCACCCUCUGUACAUUAUAGACGACUUAGAUAUGAAGGAAUCAACUUUAGUGGAUUAUAAAAAUGGGAUUGUCCACAGAUUUCAGUGCAGUAGUACAGGUAUACGAGUUUCUUAUGAGUACUAUGCACAUAGAACUAUUCCCUCAUUGUUUGUGCAAGAAAUUUUUAUUAACAAUCCUUUGAAUGUUCCCAAGAGCUUGCACAUGUCUAUACCGAGGCUAUCGGACUGGCCGACAUCUGUGAAACAGACAAUAAGGUUGCACCAGGGAGUGGACGCUAAGGAGUAUGAGGUUGUGACUGGGAUGGUGCCUUUACCUGAUAGUGACAAUGUCUUAGCUGCAUCUGUUGUUACGAGAAAAUUGAGCAACACCAUACAAGUGGAGGCAAGAGAUGGUGUCGAUUUAGUCAUAUUUACGACAGUACAGUACAGCAAGCCUAUCAAGCAGGCAGACUACGCUAAACACAAGGACAUUGUUGAGAAGAAGGCUAUUGAACAAAUGGAGAAGGUGAUCGCUCUGACUGGUGAUAGAGUUGCUAUGCUACAACUCAAAGAAAAUCAUUCCAGAGUAUGGCAGAAUCUAUGGUAUACCGGCUUUUACAUAUCGGACUCAAAAGCCGAGGGUGUUAUCAACGGUGACCGCAUAAAUGCUACGAUAUAUGCCAUCCUCUCCCAAGUGCGGAGCUACGAAUACGAGGAGCAUAUAAAACCGGCGACAAAAUCCGAACUUCUCAGAACACUAACAUAUUCUGAAGGUUGUUACGAAGGCUACUCGACUUUGGAUGCUUACAAUUUAUGGAAACCACUGAACUCACUGGGGAACUUGAAUGCAGUGACCAGUGUUUGGAUGCUGACAUUAGAGAAGCAGGGCUGUCACAAUCUUUUAAAAGCUGGAGCGAGUGGAGUGAACCAGGCCGUUAUACUCAGCUUUGGCAGCUUGAGAUUUAGCAACCAACACCUGGAGUAUAACAUACAUCCUUCCAAACUCCACAGGGACUUUUUGUUCCGUCGAGUGAACUACGGCAACAUGACUCACGUCAAUAUCAGUGUCAUUCUGCAGGAAGAUAACAAGGCAGCUAUAUUCGUAGCUCUAGAUAGGUCUGAUAAGACAUACUACGCGUGCGACGCCGGAUGCCUCGACUCCCCUGUACAAUUGGGACCAUAUAGGAAGUACUUCCCGGUGAAACUGACUGAGCCUCUUACGGCGAUCCUGUACAUAACCGCGGACAAGCAGCACAUGGAGGACCUGAGGCACGCUAUCCACGUCCACGAGGUGGUGGAAGCCCCGGCCCAUGAGCAUCACAUCAUCGCACUCCACAAGCACGGCCACAGCUUGGGAGGUCUCAAUCCGCUUAUCUGGAUAUCCAUUCUAGUACUUAUUAUUAUGUUCCAUUUGUUCCUGUGUAGAAUAAUUAUGAAUGAGUUCUGUGACAGCGGCGGCGGUAUUAGUUAUAAGAGGUUGUAUAACAAGGCUUGAGUAUGUUUGCGCUGAGACUUACUUAGUUUUUCCUGUUGAGGCUGAAAUAUAUUUGUUUGACAGACAUACAAAUUCACAAUGAUACUGCCCAAUCAAUGAACAUAGUCAUCUCUAGUUUAUUUACCCAAUUUAAUGUUUGUGAGAUCUCAGUGAAGGAUUAGUAUUAUGAUUUAUUACUUCAGUUGUUUCAAUUAGUUACAAAACAUUUUCUAUUUCCGCCAAGAAUUGAAUUGAUAAGGAGUCAAAUAGUGUUAUAAUUUAUUUAUAUUAUGGAUGUAUUUAAAUUGCGCUUUUUAUGUAGGUGUAAAGAAUAUUCAGCACAAUUUUCUAAAAUAGUUUGUGUAUUAUUAGCAAUAUUGCUUGUAUAUAAGUUACUGAAAGACAUUUGAGAUGUAUAUACAUAAAUUGUAAGCGACAGAGAUAUAGUUGUUAUAUUUUUA
Messenger RNA from Aricia agestis (brown argus), 2489 nucleotides. RefSeq lists its product as uncharacterized. NCBI's taxonomy places the organism in Eukaryota, Metazoa, Arthropoda, Insecta, Lepidoptera, Lycaenidae. Bases 166 to 2049 code for a protein of 627 amino acids. The transcript has a single exon. The record is from RefSeq and is a predicted model, not a curated record.